Molecule: messenger RNA, 924 nt
Organism: Bombus impatiens (common eastern bumble bee)
Lineage: Eukaryota; Metazoa; Arthropoda; Insecta; Hymenoptera; Apidae
Gene: blp
Product: mitochondrial import inner membrane translocase subunit Tim16
Exons: 1
Coding region: 361-762 (133 amino acids)
Biological process (GO): protein import into mitochondrial matrix
Cellular component (GO): TIM23 mitochondrial import inner membrane translocase complex
Source: RefSeq, a predicted model, not a curated record
CUAAUAUAUAUUGCAUCUUUAUGUAAAGUUAGCAUUCUACAAAUUUGUUUGAUACUGUAAUAUAGACAUCAUUUUUUAAAUUAGAAACUUCAUAUACAGACAAUCAGUAAUAUUAGAGUAAUAUAUGUAUUUCUAUAUAGUACAUGUGCGUUUUAAAAUGGUGCAAUACGAGUAUGAGACGUGCAACGAAUAAGUUAUAUAAAGAAACCAUCGUAAAAAUUUGAAAACAGUGAUAUUACUAUUUGAAUAUCAUAAAAAAGGAAUUUUGUUUAGUAUAAAUAUUUUCCGAAAGCUAAACCGCAAAAGAAAAAUAUACUGCAAAUUGUUUUGACAACUAUUUUCAAUAAGAGGGAAGAGGUUAUGGCAAAACACUUAAUACAAAUAAUUAUAAUGGGUACACAAGUCGUUGUUAAAGCAUUUACACGUGCAUUACGACAAGAAAUUGCAGCAAGUCAAGCUGCUGCACAUAAAACAGGUGGUGGAGCACGAGGUACUCAACACGUCGCAGCCAAUUACAAGACUGGUAUUUCUUUGGAAGAAGCACUACAAAUAUUGAAUGUUGAACGUGUGGAUGAAGUAGAAGCUAUUGAACGUAACUAUAAGCAUCUUAUGGAAGUUAAUGAUAGAUCAAAAGGUGGUUCUUUUUAUAUUCAGUCAAAAAUUGUACGUGCUAAAGAACGUAUUGACGAAGAACUAAAAACUAUGAAGACUCCUCCCCCAAACAGUAAUUCUAUACAACAAAAUGUUUCAAAAAAACUGUAAUACUAGAAAUUUAAUUGAUAUACUUUUGAAGUCUGUAUAUAUAAAUGUAAUGACACUUUAGUCACCAAUAAAUAAUAUGGAACAUCUAUCGACAAAAUUGAUAUACUUAUGUCUUAGUAUUGGUUAAAAUGUUGAAAUAAAAUAAAACGUUAUUUAAUAAGU